Bacidia gigantensis is the source of this 3630-nucleotide messenger RNA. RefSeq lists its product as uncharacterized. The record is from RefSeq and is a predicted model, not a curated record. The transcript is spliced from 6 exons. Lineage: Eukaryota; Fungi; Ascomycota; Lecanoromycetes; Lecanorales; Ramalinaceae. Gene Ontology annotation, biological process: DNA replication initiation; DNA replication. Gene Ontology annotation, molecular function: DNA binding. Gene Ontology annotation, cellular component: alpha DNA polymerase:primase complex. The coding region runs from base 1 to 3630 and encodes 1209 amino acids.
AUGGGCGAUCAAGAAGCGGACUUGAACAAGCUCUUCGUGCGAGCACCAGCGACCUCCCUGGCCCCCGAGGUUCUGGGUGAAUUGCAAUCAAUCCUCCGCCUGCAUGCCCUCGACCCCCAAGAGCUAUCCUACAAAUGGGAGGAAUAUACGAUGAAAAUGGGUCCGGACUCCACAUCAAGGGCGAAAUCAGGACGGAGUCUGAACAGGAAAGCUUUCGCGACUCCAAGAGGUGGGGUGGUUGGAGAUGAUGUGUUCGGGAAGUUGGAGGGUAUGACGCCAAACACGCCUUCGCAAAAUCGAUCAAUAUCAGGUUCAGUUAAGAGAAAAGCCGCGAAUGAGACACCCUCCGUCCCAAAGUUCAGCAAAACGGGAGGGAAGAGGUCGCCGACUGAGGGACGAGCAAACGGAACCCGCCUUCCUCCCAGUGCGCCCUUCGCAGAGCGACAAAAUGCUGGCCAGAUAACGGAAACCUUGAAUGUUCAGCUUCCCGCCUUUGAGCCUCCAGUAGCACCGCCCGCGGAGCCUCGCGUCAAACUGACAGCCAACACCGACCUGAGGAAGUUCUACUAUAAGCCUUUGGCCAUGCACCUCUCUGAAGCGUCAGAAGUUCUGGAUGAUCGAAUUGAUGAGUUCCAAUCGCUCGUACAGACUGCUCAUGGCCUCGAGGAUGCAUCAUUUGGCAGUGCCGCUUCUCAGUCCACUAAUGAGAUCAUUGCAGUGGGUAGAAUUACUUGUGAUACUCCAGAGGGGAAGCUCAACGCUGCUUCAAUCAUGCUAGAGUCAUCAAGAAGGAGUGGCGCUGGCUUGCGAGUGCUCUUGCACGUAGACUCAAUCUCUCAUGAAUUCUUCCCCGGGCAAAUAGUGGCAUUGAGAGGAAUUAAUGCUUCUGGAUCGUAUUUCUCAGUCAACGAGGUUUUGGAAUUGCCCCUACCACCCCAGGCAGCCACUGCUGUGUCCACAUUCGAAGUGAAUAAUGAGCGCUUAGGAGUGGUCCAUGGUAACGAAGACACAGCUGGUCAAGCGCUCAGUAUCAUGGUAGCCUCCGGACCCUAUACUGCUGACGAUAACCUUGCUUUUGAGCCUCUCACUGCUUUGUGCGAAAGAGCCGCAGAGACAUACGCUGACGUGUUGAUUAUAAUUGGACCCAUUCUCGAUAUCGAGCAUCCCUUACUAGCUUCUGGAGAUUUCGAUAUCCCGGCCGACCCAAGCCUCGAGCCUGAUCAAAUCACUUUUGAAGAUAUUUUCAGAGUUUUGGUUGGGAAUCAGCUGAAACGACUGGCUCAGCAAGUCCCUAGCAUGACCAUUGUAAUGGUGCCUUCAGUGCGAGACGCCGUCAACAAGCAUGUCUCAUGGCCCCAGGAACCGUUCACCAAGCAGCCUUUAGGACUACCUAAACAGGUUAGGAUGGUCACAAACCCCGUCGUAAUAUCAUUGAAUGAAAUUGUUGUUGGUAUCUCAGCUUCGGACGUCCUGUCUGAUCUUCGCAACGAGGAAGUGAUUGUUGGAAAACCUAAGGACUCAUCCCUCUUGUCAAGGCUGCCAAAACAUCUCAUACGGCAAAGACAUUUUUAUCCAAUUUUUCCGCCUUCCGAUAGGUCAAUGCUACCCAAGGCGGAGACACAGGAGAGCCUCGCUACCGGAAUGCCGUUAGACACAAGUUACCUCAAGCUUGGGGAAUGGUUAAGCGUGAUGCCCGAUCUCUUGAUUACUCCAAGCUCGCUCCCUCCUUUUGGAAAGGUGGUAGAGGGUGUGGUUGUGAUAAAUCCAGGGACUGUAUCCAAGCGAAGAGGCCCUGGGACCUACACGCAACUAACGGUUCACCCAAGGAAGCUCACACGCGAAGAGCUCGAUAGUUCUGACGUACCUCCCAAACGUCGCGGUGGUGGUGCGACUCAAACUCUCAAAGAGAAAACACCUCGCCAGUCCGCACUCGCAAAAGAAAACGGCAUAACAGCCGCCACCGAAGCCGAAAUCAAAGAAUCCUUCUCCAUCUUCAGCACCUCCAAAGGCUCUCUCCCCUCGUCCUCAUUUCGCCGUGCCCUUGCCGCUCUCAACAUCCCUCCCAAAUCUGCUGCCGAGUACGAGGAGCUAUUAUCGGCUGCCGACCCAGAAGACGAGGGCACAAUCACGUACGCGAAUUUCGUGGCCAUCGCCGCGUUGAAGUUGAAUGCACGGGGAGACGAUGAUGAGAGGGCAGAAGUGAGCGAGGCCUUCGAUUUGUUUUUGAAAAUGGGCGGAGGUGGGGAAGGCAGAGGGAAAGGGCGAGAGGGCGACGAAAGAAUAACAAUGGGCAUGUUGAAGAACAUUGCAGGAUUGUUGAAGGAGGACGUUAGUGAUGAUCUGCUACGGAACAUGAUGAUGGAGGCCAAUGGGGGCGGUGGGGUGGGGGAGGGGGUUGAUAUUGGCGAAUUUGAGGGAGUUAUGAGACGAGUCCGAAAAAGCGGGCGUCUCUAUCCACGCUCAAACGUCAUGAGUCUCCAAGAUCCGUCACUUCCCCCAUCCUCUAGCACUGUGAUGGAGGAAAAAAAGACUGCAGACACUGGCAGUACUGCAGUGGACGACAACGUCGGCUACCCGAUAUCCCACGUCAAAUCACACGAGCCGACGUCCAGCGAUACUGUAGACGGCUCGAAAGACCCAGCGAAAACACCCUUUAUUGGACCUACUCCCAAGUCAAAGCCAGCUCCAACUCCUUCCCUUACACCCGAUCAGUACGUCAAGUAUGAGUCGCUUCUCUCAAUGGCAACUUCAUGGACAGAAGUGGCGAAGACUUCUGCUUCUCGACCUUCGAAAUCUCCUAUCAAAGAUUCAGAGCGAAUGUGGCUUACGAGGGAGUGUCUCCUUCGCUAUCUACGCGCUUCGAAAUGGGUGAUCAACACUGCUGCUAAGCGCUUGCAAGCUACCCUGACAUGGAGGAGAGAAUGGGGUUUGGAGGAGCACACAGCAGACUAUAUCUCGGAAGAGAAUGAGACGGGCAAACAGGUCAUUACAGGAUUCGACAAUGAAGGUCGUCCAUGUCUAUACCUGAACCCUCAUCGACAGAACACUAAGGAUGAGAAGAAGCAAAUGCAUCAUCUUGUCUUCAUGCUCGAACGCUGUAUCGACCUGAUGCCAUCUGGUCAAGAAUCUCUUGCCCUUUUUGUGAAUUACAGCGAGUGUAGGCAAGGUCAGAACGGCAGUUUUUCGCAAGCCAAACAGACAGUUUCGAUUCUUCAGAAUCACUAUCCCGAAAGAUUAGGUAUCGCUUUGGUCCAGGAAUUGCCGUUCUACAUUCAAGUGUUCUUUAAGGCACUCAAGUGGUUCAUUGAUCCAGUGACGUAUGCCAAACUACAUUUCAACGAAGAUUGGACAAAGUAUAUUCCACCGGAGCAGUUGAUACGGGGGUAUGGCGGUGUGGUGAACUUUGAGUACGAGCAUCAGACAUACUGGCCCAGCUUUAUCAAUCUAGCUAAUUCCAGGAGGGAGCGGAUGGUGAAGGUGUGGGAAGAGAGAGGCAAGAAGGUAGGAGAGUCAGAGAUUCACCUUCGAAGUGGAGAGAUCGAGAAAAGCGAUCAGGAUACGAGCCUAGAGGCUUCAGACGAAAAGAAAGUGGGAAAGGGCAUGGGUGAAGCUGACGUUGCUGCUACGUAG